AUGAAGAAGAAGAUGAGAAAUCCACCCUGUCGCAGAGGUCCAUGGGAAGCAUGCGUGUAAACUGUGCGCAAUCGUCCUCUUUUCGGUCAGCCAUUUUGGUUGCACAACGAGACAGUAAAGAUGCAGCUCUUCGUCCGUGCUCAAGAACUCCACGCCCUCGAGGUGUCUGGAAAUGAAACUGUGCAGGAAAUCAAGACCAAGGUGAAUGAGCUGGAGGGUCUGCCUGUAGAUGAGCUGGUGCUGACCCAUAGCGGGGCUCCCCUGGAGGACUCCCAGGUCCUGACCAGCUGUGGCAUCAGGGACCUGUCCAGCCUGCUGCUGGAAGUACGGCUUAGGGGAGGUAAGGUUCACGGCUCUCUGGCACGUGCAGGCAAGGUCAAGGGUCAGACACCUAAGGUUGACAAGGCAGAGAAGAAGAAGAAGAAGACUGGCCGUGCCAAGAGGCGCAUCCAGUACAACCGACGCUUCGUCAAUGUGAUGCCCACAUUUGGCAGGAAGAAGGGACCCAACUCCAACUCCUAAACUUUUACUGUAUUGUAAACUACUUGUGGAUUGUACUUGGCCAACUUUCUGUCUGUGCUUUGGAUUGUCACAUUUGAACAUGCUUUGACAGUCAAGACUAACUGACAGAUAGCUGACAUGUAUAUUGUUCACAUUGAUAAAUAAACUUGUUUCCAUGUGA
Messenger RNA from Branchiostoma belcheri (Belcher's lancelet), 682 nucleotides. Its product is annotated as ubiquitin-like protein FUBI. The record is from RefSeq and is a predicted model, not a curated record. Gene Ontology annotation, cellular component: ribosome; cytosolic small ribosomal subunit. Gene Ontology annotation, molecular function: protein binding; structural constituent of ribosome. Gene Ontology annotation, biological process: translation. Bases 121 to 522 code for a protein of 133 amino acids. Lineage: Eukaryota; Metazoa; Chordata; Leptocardii; Amphioxiformes; Branchiostomatidae. The transcript has 5 exons.